Erigeron canadensis is the source of this 2723-nucleotide messenger RNA. RefSeq names its product dentin sialophosphoprotein-like. The coding region runs from base 217 to 2601 and encodes 794 amino acids. NCBI's taxonomy places the organism in Eukaryota, Viridiplantae, Streptophyta, Magnoliopsida, Asterales, Asteraceae. The record is from RefSeq and is a predicted model, not a curated record. The transcript has 2 exons.
CUUUCGUAGAUCGGAUCUAAUUUCUCAAACCGGGAGAGAUAGAAAUUAGAAAAUACGAGUAAAAGACUCUGUUUGGGUGGGUGUGUAUAUUGCUACUAGUGUCUCUCAUUGGGAAGAAGAAAAUUGUCAAACUUGAAUCUUAAGCCUUUUACUUCAUUUUCAACACAGCCCAACUGUCUGUUUUGAGUAUUUUCCAAAAAAAGAAGGGGAUAAAUCAUGUUUAGGCAAUCGCCACGGAGAAACGGGAGAAGUAAAGGGUUAAAAAUAAAGCAUGUAUUGCAGAUAUGUGUUUUGCUUGGUGUGAGUGUGUGGUUGCUUUAUCAGUUACAACAUUCCGGUAGUAAGAAACCGAUUUCUGCAACAACGGUGUCAGAGAGGUUGGAGAGUGAUAGUAAUGUGAUAAAGUUGGGAAGGAAAGGGCUUGACCCGAAAGUGGAGGAAGGGAAUGAUGAUCAUCAUGAAGAUGAAGAUGUGGAAGAAAGUAAUUCGGAUGAGGGUGUUCGGGAUCAUGAAAAUGAUAGUAGUGAAGAGGACGAGGGAAGUGAACAGCAAAAGGUUGAAGAGGAGAAUGGCGUGAGAAGUAGCGAUGAAGGUGAUAAUAAAGAUGAUGGAGACGAGAGUAGAGAAAAGGAGGAUGGGAUCGAGAAGAUGAAUGAAACUGUGAAUGGAAGUGAGGAGGCACAAGAAAUGGAUAAGAAAGAAGGUGAAGGUGGAGAUAGUGAUGCCAAGGAAGUGGAGAAGACUGAUGGAGAAGACGGUGGGUUGAGUAGAGUAGAAAAAAACGAAAAGGGUGAAGGUGAAGAGACGAAAGCGGAGGAUGAAGGUAACCACGAUGAAAAAGAUAAGGUCAAGGAAGGGGAGAAUAUCGAGAACUUAGGUGAUCAAAAUGAAAAAAGAAGUGAUGGAAAUGAUCAAAGUGUGAGAGAGGAGAAUAGGAAAGAAGAUGAUGCGUCGAGUGAAGUGGUCGAUGAAUCACAGAAGACGGUGGAAACAGAGUCGAAAGAGCAAACAGUAUUUACAGACUCUACAAAUAUCAGUUCAGACCCGAAUUCUGCACAAGGCGAAUCAACACAGACGGACUCCACGGAGCAUACUGAAGGAACGGACUCUACUAACAAUGGUGAAAGUUCAGAUUCGAAUGCAACUCCAGAUGAAUCAGCACAUCCAGAGACCGAUGAUCAAAAGACUGAACAUACAGACUCUAACUCCAACGGAGCACAAGAGACGCAGUCAACUCAGACAGAGUUGAAGGAGCAAACUGAUGAUACCAACAAUGACGUAAGAUCAGAUUCAAGCUCGGCAGAAAAUGAGUCAACUCAGACAGAAUCAAAGGUGCAAACUGACGGUACAGACUCUACGAAUAAUGGAGCAAGUUCAGAUGUGAAUGCAACAGAGUCCAAGGAACAAGGGGGGAGUACCAACAGUGAAGCAAAUUCAGACUCAAACUUAACUCAAAAUGAAUCACCACAGACUGACUCCACGGAUCAAAGCGGGAAUACUGAUUCUACCAACAAUGAAUCGAGUUCAGAUUCAAAUUCAUCACAAAACGAGUCAACACCAACAGAGUCCAAGGAGCAAACCGUGAGUACAGAUUCUACCAACAAAGAAGAAAGUUCAGAAGCAACCUCAACACAGACAGAGUCUGGGGUGCAAACUCAAAAUACAGACACUAACAACGGAUCAACUUCAGAUUCAAACUCUGCACAAAAUGAGUCAACCCAUGAGGAAACUUCAAAUAAUGACUCUGCCAACAAUGGAGAAAGUUCAGAUUCAAAAUCAGCCCAAAAUGAGUCAACACAGGCAGAGUCCAAGGAGCAAACUCAUAAUACCGACACCAACGGAGGAAGUUCAGAUUCCAACUCUGCUCAAAACGAAUCAACUCAGACACAGUCCAUUGUGCAGACUCAAAGCACCGAAUCUAACAACGGAGCAAGUUCAGAGUCCAACGCAGCACAGAACGAGUCAACACAGACACAAUCCAAUGCGCAAACUCAAAGCACAGAGUCAAAUAAUAACGGAGCAAGUUCAGAAUCAAACACAGCACAAAACGAGCCUACCCAGACAGGAUCCAAUGAGCAAACUCUAAGUACAGAGUCGAAUAAUAAUGGAGCAAGUUCAGAAUCCAAUGUAGCGCAAAAGGAGCCUACUCAGACAGGAUCCAAUGAGCAGACUCAAAGCACAGACUCUAACAACGGUGCUAGUUCAGAUUCAAAUUCAGCACAAAACGAGUCAACCCAGACAGAUCUCAAGGAACAGACUCAAAGCACAGACUCUAACAGCGGUGCAAGUUCAGAUUCUAAUACAACACAAAAUGAGUCAUCCCAGACCGAUGCCAAGGAGCACACUCAAGGUUCAGACUUCAGCAACAACGAUACCACAGAGCGCGAGGGCACAAACUCAGCAGAUUCUAAUUCUCAAGGAGCACAAAAACAUGAACAAGCCUCUAAUGAGAACAAUACAGUGUCGGAUCAGAAUGAACAGAAAGAUGAAUCUUCAAGUUCGUCGAUACCACAAGACGAAAAGGAUGCUCGUACAGACCUGGAUACAUUGCCAGCUGGAAAUGAAGGAAGCAGCAGCCAUGAUACAGCAGCCGCAGAGUAGAGUUACAUGCUACGGGUUUUUCCCCAUUUUUACGCCUUAUAGUCUGUUAAUGUUUCAUUUCUAUUCUUUUGUGUUCUUCCAGUUCUACUGCAAAGCUAAUAUAAUGUAUGUAUCUGGUGUUA